CACUUGGAUUAAUACCCCUCUCUCAUCGCGGCGGCCACACCGAUGGAAAUAAUGACGUAGUCAAUGGAGAGGCAUAGUAAAACGGCAGGGUUUUAAGUAAAGUUAAACUCUAGGCAUUUAUAUCACUAGUAAUCACCGACGAAUGGCUGUUUAAUUGACCUGUGAGUGUACAAGGUGAUUGAUUUUUCGGGACUUUGCAUUCACUGCAUACCAGGAGAUACAUUUGUUGGCAGUUUUAUGAUCAGGUAAUUUAACAGCCGGAAAAUGUCAGACUUCGGGCCAAUAACUCUGAAAUGGGACCCAAAGAAUUUGGAGAUUCGUACUAUGUCAGUAGAAAAAACUCUGGAACCCUUAGUUUUGCAAGUAACGACUCUGGUGAAUACUAAGGGCCCAAGUAAGAAGAAAAAAGGGAAGUCCAAACGAGCCAGUGCUUUAGUAGGCACUGUUGAGAAAGCCACGGCGAAUUUCAUAGAAAAGGGUGAACAAAUUGCAUAUGAAAAUCCUGAUAUAACGGCUGAGAUGCUGUGUGCAGUUGAAGAGGUAAAGAAGACUGGUGCAGCGAUGAGUAUUGCAGCUCGAGAAUUCUCAGAGGACCCCUGCUCCUCAUUGAAGCGUGGAAAUAUGGUAAGGGCAGCUAGAAAUUUGUUGUCCGCUGUCACUCGUCUACUGAUUCUCGCCGAUAUGGUGGACGUUCAUCUGCUCUUGAAGUCUCUUCACAUCGUUGAGGAUGACCUGAAAAAGCUGAAGAAUGCGUCAUCUCAAGGGGAGCUCCUAGAGAACAUUAAGCAAUUUGGAAGAAAUGCUUCAGAGCUGAUGAAUCAGGCAGCUAAGCGUCAGCAGGAACUAAAGGAUCCUCAGCUUCGUGAUGAUCUUGCAGCUGCUCGUGCUGUUCUAAAGAAGCACUCGACAAUGUUGCUGACAGCAUCUAAAGUGUACGUUCGGCAUCCAGAGUUGGCAGCAGCCAAAGCGAAUCGCGAUUACGUUCUAAAGCAAGUUUGCGAGGCAGUCAACACGAUUAACGAUGUUGCUCAGGGUAAAGUGCCAGCUGAUGGACAACAUCCUUACGAUGGACCUGGGGAACUUGCCGCUGCCCUUGAUGAUUUCGAUGAGCGCAUGGUCAUGUCACCGCUGGCUUACAACGAGGUCCGAACUAGACCUAGUCUUGAGGAACGUCUCGAGAGCAUUAUCAGUGGAGCUGCACUCAUGGCUGAUUCAUCCUGCACACGGGAUGAACGACGGGAACGCAUUGUUGCUGAAUGCAAUGCUGUCAGGCAGGCUCUCCAGGAUCUUCUUAGCGAAUAUAUGAAUAAUAUGGGUGUAAAAGAGCAGUCGGAGGGUCUUGAGCGUGCCAUUGAUCAUAUGUGUAAGAAAACCAGCGAUCUUCGCCGUCAGCUGCGUAAAGCAGUGGUGGAUCAUGUCUCCGACAGUUUUUUGGAAACUUCAGUUCCCCUUCUGAUCCUUAUAAAAGCCGCUGAAAAGGGCAACGAUGAGGAGGUUGAAGAAUAUGCUCUAGUCUUUACAGAGCAUGCCAAUAAGCUUGUGGAGGUGGCAAACCUAGUCUGCAGCAUGUCAGCCAACGAGGAUGGGGUAAAGAUGGUACGGUACGCUGCGGCUCAGAUAGAGAAUUUGUGCCCGCAGGUGAUUAAUGCAGCGCGAGUUCUUGCCGUACGUCCUCGAUCGCAACUUGCAAUGGAGAACAUGCAAGUAUUCCGUCAAGCUUGGGAGAAUCAGGUUCGGGUUUUGACAGAGGCAGUGGACGACAUUACAACUAUAGAUGAUUUUCUGGGUGUCUCAGAAAAUCAUAUUCUCGAGGAUGUAAACAAAUGCGUUAUGGCGCUUCAGGAAGGGGAUGCUGAUACUCUUGAUCGGACAGCUGGUGCAAUUCGCGGACGUUCAUCAAGAGUUUGUAAUGUUGUACAAGCGGAAAUGGAUAAUUAUGAGCCAUGCAUUUACACGAAGCGUGUACUUGAGGCUGUCAAAGUACUUCGUGAACAAGUUAUGCCCAAGUUUGCGCAAAGGGUUAAAGUAGCUGUGGACGCACUCAGCAGUAAUCCAGCUAAAGAUGUCAAUGAGAAUGAUUUCAUUGACGCUUCUAGACUGGUUUACGAUGGAGUUCGAGAGAUUCGUCGUGCUGUUUUAAUGAAUCGGGCUGAUGAGGAUUUAGAUCCUGAAGACGUUGAGCUCGAUGAGCAGUAUACACUAGAAACAAGGAGUAAGUCUAGUGCGCAAACUGGGGAGCAUGGAGUUGAUGAGUAUCCUGAGAUUAGUGGUAUUACAACAGCACGUGAGGCCAUGAGGAAAAUGACAGAGGAGGAUAAACAAAAGAUUUUGCAGCAGGUGGAGAAUUUCAGGAAUGAAAAGCUUAAGUUUGAUAGAGAAGUUGCUAAAUGGGAUGAUGCUGGUAACGAUAUCAUUGUCUUGGCGAAGCACAUGUGCAUGAUAAUGAUGGAAAUGACGGAUUUCACUAGGGGACGUGGACCUCUUAAAACUACGAUGGAUGUUAUUACAGCGGCGAAGAAAAUAUCAGAGGCUGGAACUAAGCUGGAUAAGCUGACGAGGCAAAUUGCUGAUCAGUGCCCAGAGAGCUCAACUAAGAAGGACUUGAUUGCCUAUCUUCAAAGGAUUGCGUUGUAUUGUCAUCAGAUGAAUAUUACAAGCAAGGUGAAGGCUGAUGUGCAGAACAUCAGUGGGGAGUUGAUUGUUUCGGGACUGGAUUCAGCUACUUCAUUGAUUCAAGCUGCUAAGAAUCUUAUGAAUGCUGUUGUACUUACUGUUAAGGCUUCUUAUGUCGCAUCUACCAAGUAUCCAAGACAAUCUACUGUUACUUCACCAAUUGUCGUAUGGAAGAUGAAAGCCCCAGAGAAGAAGCCCUUGGUGCGACCAGAACGACCUGAAGAAGUACGAGCAAAAGUUCGCAAGGGAUCUCAGAAAAAAGUUCAGAAUCCAAUUCAUGCACUCUCCGAGUUCCAGAGUCCAACUGAGAGUGUCUAAAUUGAAAAGUUCUAUUGGAAUCUUUAGAUAGUAAGACAAUUAAAAAAGAGAAGCUGUUGUUACUUCUCCUGUUUAUCAUUUUUUAAAGUAACAGCAAAAAAGCUUCUAAUUGGAAGGAAAAAAACUUUUUAUAAAUAUAUAUAUUAUCUUUUCAAUUUAAAAGUAAUUCAUACACUGCUCUAUUCAUAGUAUUUAAACAUUUACUUAAAAAAAAAAAAAAAUUAAUGGAAACAAUGAUUAGCAAUGUACAUAUAUAAGUGCGUUAUUUGUUUUAAUUUAUCAUUUUGAAAAAUGUCUAUGGGUUUGAAUAAGUGUUUUUCUAUGCAAAGAAAAAUUGAAUUGCAUCCUGGAAUUAUGUUAGACUUGGACAGUCAUUACAAUCAUGAGAAAUGAAAGGAAAAGAAUAAUUGCAGCAGGCCUAAUUGAUUUAUACAUUUUUCUACCGGGUUUUAUAUAAACAUUUGCUUUGAGAUAAUCACAUAUCAUUUUGUUAAUUCUAACCAUCAAUAUUACCUGUCUAUAUAAUGUAUUUCAUGUCGAAUGGAACCGGAAACAUUUUCAUUACAAUUGGUACAGGGUAAUCUGUCCUAUGCGCCACAAUAUUAAUAUUUUUAUUUCAAUAUUAAUACAGAUAUAAUAAAUGGUUUCAAUAACCAUUUACAAAUUGAAAAUUGAAUUGCUGAAUUAGUUAUUGUUACGCAUUACAAUGCCCUUUAAGGCAUUAAUAAAAAAAUUGGGAAAAUCAAACUCGUGGCGUAAUAUUGACAAUUGUAUGAGACCCUAGUGAUUGACAAAAAAAUACGUAGUGUACAUCGAUAUUGUAUGCAUAAAAUCCGAAUCAUUGAAGAAUAACAUAAAAAUCGUAGAAUAAACAUCCGAAAAUAGAAGACUAAUUAGCGAGAGAGUUUGUCAGCCAUUUGACAUUAUUGAUAAACAAUACUUGACAUAUUUGAAUCACGUUAUUAUUAUUUUCUCCAUUAUUUCUCCUACGAACAUGGGGUAAUGUGAAUAGAUGAUGAUAUUUAAUUUGAAGAUUAAUUGAAUAUAGUAAAUGUAAUCAAGCAUGAAUGCACAAUAUCUCCGUUAGCUUUUGGCUGCAUUAUUAACUGCACUGUAUUUCGACAUUUUAAUUUGCCUUCAACAAUAAUUUGUAUUAGCAGAAUUUUAAUAUGAUGUACGAGGAAACAAUAAUAUACUCAAAGGAAUAUUUGUUAUUGAUGAAUUAUAAGCUGCCAAAUACUAGAUUUUUUUUUCUGUAGUUCAUUCCAAUGGAGGAUUUAGUUAAUUAGCUGGUUCACCUGUAUUUUAUUAUACAACAAUUACAGUAUACUAGUAUUUGCAUCAUUUCAUUUGACAAUGUACGGUUAGUUGAAACCAAUGUUGUGGAGCGUGUUAUCAAUUGAUUUCGUGAUGUAGGUGUAAAUCGAAUUAUAAAAGCAAUGUAAUCAGAGUAGUUUGGAAAAUAAAAUUUUACACAUAAAUAUUUCGAUUCAAUGGGAUGAAAUUUUUUUGAGAAUUGUGUAUGAUGUGACUUUAUUUAACCGAUAAGACAGUAGUGGAAUUUCAAACCAUCCGCCAAGGAAAAAGUCCCUAGCCGUGCGAAGGGUGGGGAAAGCGCUAGUGAGUUUCAUGCGCAGCUCCCUUGCGCAGCUACUGUUGCUAGGCAGGCGCGCGCCGAGAGGCCUGACUGGGCUACGUGGCGUCAGUAUGCUCGGAGAUGGCGGCUGUACCGUAUAUCUGUGCUGGUGUUUUGCGUAUUUUGCCUAAUUUAUUUAAUAAAAUGUGGAGUUUAGAUUAUUAAAGUCUUUAAUUAAAUGGAAAUAGUUUCGGGGCGUGUAAUUAAUAUAGUGAAUAUUGUUUUUGAAAGUUUAAUAGUAAAUAGUGAAGGGAUUUGUGGGAAGUGAGCAUGAGGACGCUUGGGCGUGGCUCGUUGGUGAUGAGGCCUAAUUUGCUAAAUAAUUGGCCAAAUUCUUGCUAAAAAGACUGGUACAUUGUGCAUUGAGUGGAAUUUUGUAAAAUAAUAAAAUGCUAAAUGGACUGAAAAACGAGUAGCGUCUCCACAGAGCUGUGUGACGAAGGGAUGGUGCGGCGAGGGGGGCAGCCGUACGUGUUCGUGUUUUGUAAUGACGCCGAAUCUGUUAAAUAAUUGGUGAAA
Molecule: messenger RNA, 5146 nt
Organism: Diachasmimorpha longicaudata
Lineage: Eukaryota; Metazoa; Arthropoda; Insecta; Hymenoptera; Braconidae
Gene: alpha-Cat
Product: catenin alpha
Exons: 3
Coding region: 265-2991 (908 amino acids)
Biological process (GO): cell-cell adhesion; cell migration
Cellular component (GO): adherens junction; catenin complex; actin cytoskeleton
Molecular function (GO): cadherin binding; beta-catenin binding; structural molecule activity
Source: RefSeq, a predicted model, not a curated record